Messenger RNA from Colletotrichum chrysophilum, 3003 nucleotides. Its product is annotated as putative secondary metabolism biosynthetic enzyme. The transcript has 6 exons. NCBI's taxonomy places the organism in Eukaryota, Fungi, Ascomycota, Sordariomycetes, Glomerellales, Glomerellaceae. The record is from RefSeq and is a predicted model, not a curated record. The coding region runs from base 1 to 3003 and encodes 1000 amino acids.
AUGGCAACUACAACCAUACAAGUCACGGAGCCCGCCACCCUCCGCUCUAAUGGAAAUCUCACGGUCCCCAACAUCAUUGAUCAGAGGGCCGCGUAUGAGCCUCUGAGAGAAGCGUGCUCCAUUCCCCGCACCGCCAAUCCUCGCGAUGGUUGGAGAAUCAUCACGUACAAGGAACUGGCCAAUUGUGUCAACUAUAUGGCCCAGGUGAUCUUGCAGAAUUACGGUGCACCUCCGAAAGACACCUUUCCCACAGUUUGCUACAUUGGGCCAAAUGACAUUAGAUACGGGAUUAUGAUUGUUGCCGCCAUCAAGGCUGGCUAUAAGUCCCUCUUCGUGUCCCCAAGAAACCCGCUUGAGGCACAAUUGAAUCUCUUCAAUCUUUCCAACUGCCAGAUUGUGGCACGCCCAAAGUCUCAUACUGCCGUGGUCGAUUUAUGGUUGAAGAACCGACCAAUGGAUGUUCUCGAAGUCGAGGACCUGGAAUCCAUCUUAGCACAGCCAGAGGUUCCCUCCAUCCCCUACACGAAGACCCAGGCCGAGGCCGAGUGGGAUCCCUUUGUCGUUCUUCACACCAGCGGUAGUACAGGACUUCCGAAGCCAAUCGUUGUCAAGCAUGGAUCUGUCGCCAUGACCGACACUCUUCGCCAAUUGCCCUCCUGGAAUGGCACUGUGCCCACUGGGCAGGCUAUGGAUGCCAGAACCAAACGGCAUUUCAGUCCCAGUCCUUUGAGUCAGGAGGCCGGCGACACGUUGGUCAGAAACGGAGUCCAUCUGAUUAAUAUCAUUGGUGCGACUGAGACUCUGCCCAUGUGCGUGUGGUACCAAAAGAACCCGGAGCUUUGGCAGUAUUUCAUUUACAAUGAUGAGUACUCUGGACUCGAAUGGCGCAGGGCAACAGGUGAAGACAACGUCUACGAGAUGGUCAUUACUCGCAAGUCGAAGCAAGUGCCAAUUCAAGGAAUCUUCUACACUUUCCCGGACAAGGAAGAGUACAACACCAGCGAUUUGUACAAGCCUCAUCCGACGCUGCCGAACCAUUGGAAGUUCUACGGCAGAGCGGACAACAUUCUCAACCUGUCCAAUGGAGAGAAGUUGAAUCCUACCGAUAUGGAAGACAUCAUCAUGGGCCACGCUGAAGUCCGGAACGCGCUCAUCGUUGGGGCCUGGAAGUUCCAGCCUGCACUCAUUGUCGAGCCGAUGACAUAUCCGAAGACCAAGGAGCAAGAAGACGACUUGAUUGACCGCUUGAUGCCGACAAUCGCCGAGGCAAACAAAAUCAUUGCUACACACGGGCGGCUUGUCAGACAUUUGAUCAUGUUGGCCAAGCCCGAGAAGCCGUUCCUCCUAGCUGACAAAGGAACUGUGAAGAGAGCCGCCACGGUCAAACUGUAUCACGACGAGAUCGAGGACCUUUAUGCCAACCCCAGGGAGAUUCCCCUCGACAGAGUUCCACGUCUUGAUCUCACCUCUGAGGCUGCGCUUGCCCAGUCGAUUGAGAAGCUCUUCCGUGAGCAUCUUGGAGUGCCUCGCAUGGAACCCAACACCGAUUUCUUUGCCGCUGGCAUGGACUCUCUUCAGAUAAUUACUGCUGCUCGACUUGUCACCGCAAGCCUUCGUGUCACGGACAAGUCUUACAGCGGAGCUAAUAUCGAAGCGCGCGACAUGUAUGCUCACGCAAGCCCUAUUCAGCUUGCCGGCCACAUCCUCCAGAACGUUGUUCGUGGCCAGGCAAAUGGAGAGGCCAGCUCCGAUGGUCCCAGCGUUGAACCCAUGAAGGAGCUCUACAAUCGCCUUUCACAGAACUUGAUCCAUGCCAAGUCUGGUAGACCGGAGGCUCGGAAGAGUAACCAGACUGUCAUCUUGACCGGAUCUACGGGUAACAUGGGCUCGUAUCUUCUCGACGAGCUGGUCCGGAACCCUCAAGUCAGCAAGGUCAUCUGUUUCAACAGAUCUCCCGAUGGAGGUGCUGGCAAGCAGGAGAAGGCCAUGGAGGAGCGCGGAUUAGUGUCUCCCAGCAAGAGCGGCAAAGUCGAAUUCUUCCACAUCAACCUGGCACAGCCAAACAUGGGUUUGCGCGAGGAGGUCUAUGGACGUCUUUUGAAGGAGGUUGACCGUGUGGUUCACAACGCCUGGGCCGUGAACUUCAACAUGCCCUUCGAGGCAUUUGAGCCUCACGUCAAAGGCGUGCGUAACUUGGCCGACUUCGCUGCGAAAGCAGACAGACGUGUUGUCAUGGUGUUUGUCUCUACCAUCGGCACUGUGAGUGGCUGGACUCCGGAUCGUGGUCCGGUUCCAGAGGAAUCUCUCCGAGGAGAUUGGAAGAUUGGCGGUGGUAUCGGAUACGGCAGGAGCAAGCUCGUGUCCAGCAUGAUCUUGGAAGACGCCGCAAAGGUCGGAGACUUCCCGUUGUCAGUGGUUCGCGUCGGACAGAUCGCUGGACCUCUUGCCGAGCAAGGUGCCUGGAGUCGUCAGGAGUGGCUGCCAUCCAUCAUCGCCAGCAGUCUCCACAUCAAGGCACUGCCAAAGAACCUAGCCACCAUGAACGAGGUGUCUUGGGUUCCCGUGGAAAUCAUGUCAAGAAUGAUCUUGGAUGUCGGCGGCCUCACAAAGGAAUCGACUGAGUACCACGAGGGAUACUUCACUGGUGCCAACCCCUCUCCGACAUCAUUUGAUGAGUUCGUGCCUUCUAUUCAGCAGUACUACGGCAAAAGCCGUCUUCCUGACCUUGUGACGUUUCCUGAGUGGGUCAAGCGUCUCGAGGCGAGCAAGACGGCCAGCAGAGAUUCAGGCGCCGAGCGCAACCCUGGGUUGAAGUUGCUGGACUUCUACCGCGGGGUAUCGCAGGGAGAUGAGAAGACGACGAAGGAGUUCAUCACAAAGAGGACAGCAGCAGCAAGUCCAUCUCUCCGGUCAGUAGGACCUGUCACGCCGGAGUUGAUGAUCCAUUGGUGCAAGCAGUGGAAGUACGAGACUCCUGCUUCAGCUCGUGCUGGUCGUUUGUAA